This is a messenger RNA of Caenorhabditis sp. 36 PRJEB53466, 4125 nucleotides long. The record is from the annotation of a GenBank genome assembly. Lineage: Eukaryota; Metazoa; Nematoda; Chromadorea; Rhabditida; Rhabditidae.
AUGCGGACAACACUUGUUACUUUCUACUUCCUGGCUGCCAUACUCUCCUCUUGUGGAAUUUACGCGGCUCUCAAUGAUACGACCAGACAAAUUGUGGCUGAUGCGCUUUUCGAGGCUCUGAAUAGUGUGGACUCGGCAGCUACGACUGAACCGUCCGUGGCCGAUGGUUCAAUUGUUUCUUCGCAAAUCGCCAACGAUGCUUCAAAGAAGUUGCAGUUCACUGGUGAUGUGUUAGAAGUGGCCACUCAAAUUCUUGUUUCCAAGUACGGAGUCGGAAUUUUGGGGGAUGCCAACGAAGUACUCGAGGAGCUCAACUCGGGAGACGCUGAGGGCAGGAAGAAAAGAAAUGUUAAUGAGGAUGCAAAUGUAAACAGCUUUAUUUCAAGACUGCGGGUCAAGAGAGAGGCCACAUCGUCGGACUACAGUAACCCAACUACUAAUCAAACGUGCAAAGGACCACCAACAAGCUGCUCUGACCCAACUCACGAUCGUAUUCGAUCAAUCACAGGUUACUGCAACAAUCGUGCAAAGCCAACGCAAGCAAACUCGGUGACUGCAAUCAGAAGACUGCUUGGAACAACCAGCUACUCCGAUGGUCUUCAAGUGAUCCGCAAUUCGUCGGUCACCGGUUCGGAGCUUCCAUCUACUCGCCUUGUUUCUAAUAAGCUUCAUGACGAGGGCUCAACGCCAAACUUCUCUCCGUCGGUUAACCAUCUCCAUAUGCAAAUCGGCCAGUUUAUUGCACAUGAUAUCAUCUUCAUGCCGUCUUCGGUCGGUAAGUGGUACUUUUUGGAUGAUUCAAUUUCAUAAUUUAGACUGUACUCUACAAGCGCUUCCAAGUUAAUAAAUUUUCAGCAAAGGACGGUUCGAGUCUGAAUUGCACUUCAUGCUCUUCGCCAACUAAUAUCUCUUCCAACUGUGCUCCAAUUCCUGCUCCAUCCGAUGACAAGUACUUCUUUCCCAUCUCUAAAACCGAGCCGAGAUGCAUUCGUCUUACUCGUGCUCUGAACGGACAAUCCGGAUUUGGAGUUCGUACUCAAAUUGAUCAGAACACUCAUUAUCUGGAUAUGUCUACUGUUUACGGAUCUGCCGAUUGUGAAGCCGAGACUGUCAGAAGCUUCCAGAAUGGUCUGCUCAAAACUUAUAUUGGAAUCGGGUACGUUCUGCCACCACAGAACCCGAAUGACACUAACUGUCAGUCGAAGAAUCCAUACUAUUGCUUCACGGCUGGAGAUUUUAGAAACUGUCUUCAUCCGGGACUUUUGCCACGUAAGAUGUUUUGUUUGUUUAUGAUGCAUACUUUUUCAAAUUCCAGUUCACUCUGUUUUCAUCAAGGAGCACAACCGUCUUGCCGCUAAAGUGAAGACAGCUCAGCCCUCUUGGAAUGACGAGCAAAUCUACCAGUUCGUCCGAAGAAUCAUGGUUGCUCAAUGGCAGCACAUCGUGUACAACGAGUAUCUUCCAAAGUUGCUCACCGACAAAUAUUUGACUGAUUUCAAUUUGAAACCGUUGCAACCUGGAAGUGGACCAUUCACAGGAUAUAACACAUCUAUGGAUGCCUCUUUGAGUGGAGAGUUUGCCGCUUCCGCAUUCAGGUUUGGACACAGCCAAUCGAGACAAGAUUUUGCCCGACAAGAUGCUACCAACAAGUCGCUUGGAGCUUAUGACCUUGGCUAUAACAUCUUCUAUUCCGAUCAGAUGUACAAUACGAAUGCGGGAGGCUGGCAGACAGUGCUAAUGGGACUUAUCAAAACUGCAGCAAUGCAGGUCGACAGAUACUUCUCCUUCCCGAUUCGAAACCAACUAUUCGAAAUCCGCGGGCAAAAUGCUUCUGGAGUCGAUCUCAUUUCUGUGAACAUUAUGCGAGGACGUGACGUCGGACUUCUUCCGUACGUCAAGUACCGUACUCUUGUCGGAUUGACUGCAGUAAACGCCUGGACUGAUCUGUCUUCCACCUUCUCUGCUGCUAAUUUGGCUGCUUUGAAAACGGUUUACGCAGAUCCGGCCGACAUCGAUUUGUACUCUGGCAUUGUAAUGGAAACCCCACUUUCUGGCGGACAACUCGGUCCAACUGCUUCAUGGAUUAUUGCGGAGCAGUUCAGAGCUCUGAAGACUGGCGACCGAUUCUACUAUGAAAACCAGGUGACGAACACGGUCGGAUUCACUCCCACUCAAAUCGAUGCUAUUCGUCGCGUGAAACUUGCCAAAAUCUUUUGCGAGAAUACAGAUAUCAUCACUAGCAUAAAUUCGAACAUAUUCGACCUGUAAGUUGUCCAAACGAUUCUCCUGAUCAUAAAAGAUGGUUUUCAGGAAUAGCAACCAAGUCACCUGCACAUCAAUUCCGGACAUUGAUCUGAAUUUAUUCUUCUGAGAAAAUGUAGUGAUGUUGAACAGAUUGUAUUAAUUGGAAAUUGAAAUAAAAGUGUUCUGCGUUGCCAUUGUGUUUAAAUUUUUUAACAGAAAAAUUUCUGGAUAUUGCGUUGAGAGAGUACAUUGACAUGAACGUUCAGGUUCACUGUCUGCCCGGUCUUUCUAGAAUGUUUUCUACGACUGAUCACGAAACAAAUUUGAAGUACUUCAAAUGACAAUUGAUCACUCGGUUCGACCAUCCAGCCGUUUUGAACGACUGGGUUGAGAUUUUUGUUUGGAAUCUGUAGACAAAGAGUCACAUGGAAUGUCGUACGAGAAUAGAAACAAUCGCACGUCGUUCAGCUUGGUUUGGGAAGAUGGUCACCGUGAUGACGACAUCCUGAAAGAUUAUUGCACGAAUUCUCGAUGAGUUUCAUUUGUGCCCGGUUCAUUCUUUCCCACUUCCCUUGUUAUUCACACCCCUGUCCCAUGUGUAUCACAUUAAAACUCAAACAAUAACAAUUACAGUAUGAAUAAUGGCUUUUUUACCCUUAAAUUCCCACUGAUGAAAGUUGGUAAACAUUGGCUUCAUCGCUCUCUCAUUCGGAAGAGAGAGAGAAAGAACAGAGUGGCUAAUGGCCUCACCGGUAUUCCACUCUUUUUCUGCUCUUUCGUCACUCUCUUCUACUUUCACCUUGAGUCACACGACAACGCUACUCUGUGCGUAUGUUGUGCUAUCCAACCAGACGGACUUUCUGUGCGAGAAGGCAGAGAGCGCGCCUCAUUCCCUCCUUUUUCCAAUAUCCCGAUUGUAAAUUUGGCAACUUUGGAGAGAUGAAGGACGAAGGAUUGCAAAAGACCUUCAUUCAUUUGAUUUGUACUCGCUGAUAUUUAACUAAUUUCAAGGUUUCUACAUUAUGAGUAACAGUGUCCGGUAAUGAACAGUUAUCAAAAUAAGGCUUUCAGAGUGUCGUGACUCGAUCAGUAGUCUAUUUCGCAGAAUGGAUCGUUGUGCAGAGACGUUUCAGAUGAAGCGUGGAAAGUUACAUACGUGCUCGUUUCGUUGCUUCCUUUUUUUGCAUCAAUUGCAGCGCGAAUCGUAUCGUAUCGUCUUUUCUCGUCGUACUGUGUGCCUUCCUUUUUUUGAGUGUGCCGUGUUUUGUUCUGCUUUAACCCUUUUCACACCUAAUAUUCGAAACAAUUAUUUCAGUGAGAUGUCGUCUCCACAAUACGAGCUCAACGAGCAAACAACGCGCCAGUGUUGCGCCGUUCACCAUGCCGAAGACAUUGGAAAUCAGGUCCGCGCGUUCGCGGUGAGUUUCAAUCCACAAUCGAUACGUCACAACUGCUUUUCAGACGCAUUUCAACGCGCACAUCAGACCACAAUUGGUCGGUGCAGAACGGCGUGUCCAGAAAGUACGCCACACUCUGACAAAGAUGAUGCGACUGUGGCCACUGGUGAGCCGGAACUGUCAAAAUUUAACCGAGCGUUGAGGGAGACAUUGUUUCAGGUUUGCGAAACCGCGCUGAAGAUGGAAUGGCACUUUUUCGAUAACAGAGAUCAGUUCCUUCGCCGCGUCAAGGUUGAAAAACGCAUGAUUUGCACGUAUUGAAAAUCAUUUUUAGAAGUACAUUCUUCUCGGAAGACGCUGCGUCCGUCGUCUGAACCGGGCGGUCGACAAAAACUCAGUGGAAGCUUUUCCAGAGAACGAAGUUACCCUUCCUCCGAAUCUGAUCAUGUACCACCAUCGUGCUCCGAACAAUCACACCAUCUGA